UGUUACAUUUACAUGCAUUCUGCCAAGACUGUCCCAAUGCAGCAAAAACUCCACUCCACCCUUGUCCUGCUUGACAGAGGCUUUGUGUGAGAUGCAGCUGGAGUCUCUGGUUACACCCUCUCCACCCUCCAAAUGUCGCGCUGCAGGAUGGAGCAGGCAGCUGUGAGAAUCUGACAAUAUUUCUCAAGCACAUUCUUCUAUCAUUCUCUUUCGUGCUUGUACUGUGAACCACUUUGAUAACCGACCCAAAGAGAAAAUCUUCACAAUGUCGAAUUGGAGACUUAGAGGCGAUCCCAAAACAAUCGGGGGUGUCAACGUGGUGACAGAAGAGCUGAGGAAUCUUUACUACAAAAGACUGCUGCCGAUAGAGAAGCACUACUCCUUCCAUCACUACCACUCUCCGAGUUACGAGGAUGCGGACUUUGACAACAAACCGAUGGUGUUGGUGAUGGGUCAGUACUCAACAGGAAAGACAACUUUUAUCAGGUAUGAUAUUCUGAUGCAACUAGAUGGUAUCCAGGUAAAAAGCACAUCUGUUUGCAGAUAUCUAAUCGAACAAGACUUUCUGGGGAGCCGAGUGGGGCCGGAGCCGACCACGGACUGCUUCACAGCACUCAUGCAUGGAGAGGCGGAAGGAAUCAUACCAGGGAAUGCCCUCACCAUGGAUCCCAAAAAACCAUUUCGCAACCUUGACCCUUUUGGGAAUACUUUUCUAAACAGAUUUCAGUGUGUGCAGAUGCCCAAUCAGGUCCUUGAGAGUAUCACUAUCAUCGAUACACCGGGCAUCUUAACCGCAGCAAGGAAAAAACUUAGUCGAGGUUACGACUUCCCGGCAGUGCUACGCUGGUUUGCCGAGCGUGUGGAUCGGAUCAUCCUGCUGUUCGACGCGCACAAGCUCGAAUUCUCGGAUGAGCUCACUCGGGCCUUUGAGGCUCUGUUUGGCUACGAGGACAAGUUACGUGUGGUUCUGAACAAGGCUGACAGGGUGGACUCGCAGCAGCUUAUGAGAGUAUAUGGCGCCCUCAUGUGGUCACUGGGAAAAGUGUUCAAAACUCCGGAGAUUUUGCGAGUUUACGUCGGAUCCUUUUGGUCGGAGCCAAGGCAGAUGUGUGACCACUACCAGCUGAUCGACUUGGAGGAGGAGGAUCUGUUAGCCGAUAUUAGAAACCUCCCACACAACGCCGUUGUGAGAAAAUUGAAUGACUUGGUGAAGAGAGCUCGACUCGUGAGGGCUCAUGCACACAUCAUCGGCUAUCUGAAGGAGGAGAUGCCGACUCUUUUUUGCAAAGAGAGCAAGAAGCACAAUCUGAUCUACCAACUUCCCGUCAUUUUCACUAAGAUCCAGCAGCAACACAGAGUUCCAGCGGGAGAUUUCCCCGACUGCACCAAGAUGCAGGAGCAGCUUUUGAGUCAGAACUUCUCAAAGUUCAAGAAACUGAAACCAAGUUUGAUGGCUUCCCUGGACAAACUCCUAAACAAUGACAUUGCUAACCUAGUUCCCUUACUUCAGCAACAAGAACUUCAAAAUAAACCCCUGGCUGGAGUUUUAGAUGGUGAGUUCCUGGGAACGUUCAGGCGUGACCAUUACAAGCGGCAUCCCUUCAAGGAAUUCAAAGAUGGCGAUGACAGUGAACAAGACUCCAUUGAGUGGAUCGUGGAGAAACACAAACCAAAAUAUGAUGAGAUCUUCUACAACCUCAGCCCAAAUGAAGGCAAACUUAGCGGAGCCAAAGUCAAAGAAUGGAUGACGACAACACUUUUGCCAAAUUCUGUGCUUGCUCAUAUCUGGAGGUUGUCAGACGUUGAUGCAGAUGGCAUGUUGGACAAUGAGGAGUUUGCGUUGGCUGUGCAUCUUAUUGAAGGAAAACUGGAAGGCCAUUGGCUCCCGCGUGAGCUGCCUUCUCACCUGUUACCUCCCUCGAAACGACUAAAUAUGACUGAUGAGGAAUCUAACUAAGACAUCCAGUAUUUACUAACACAGUACUGUAAUUGUUUUCUUCACUUUGAGGAAAAAUGUGACGUAGCUGCAACAUUUUGUAUCAAUGCCAUAAUUAAAAGACGACUUUACACGUA
This is a messenger RNA of Syngnathus typhle (broad-nosed pipefish), 2073 nucleotides long. Its product is annotated as EH domain-containing protein 2-like. The record is from RefSeq and is a predicted model, not a curated record. Gene Ontology annotation, biological process: endosomal transport; endocytosis. The transcript has 5 exons. Gene Ontology annotation, molecular function: protein binding; GTP binding; calcium ion binding. NCBI's taxonomy places the organism in Eukaryota, Metazoa, Chordata, Actinopteri, Syngnathiformes, Syngnathidae. Gene Ontology annotation, cellular component: plasma membrane; cytoplasm. Bases 266 to 1957 code for a protein of 563 amino acids.